AUGGGCGGAGCGCAGCAGGAGCACGGCGGCUGGGGAGGCGGUGUGUUCAGAGGCGGCGCGACUGUCAAUCGUGCUCCUAAUUCUCGGCAAAAGUCUCCUGCAGUUGCACGGAGCAGGACGGAGAUCAUUCUCGUGGAUGUGUUUCAGUUUAAGGGAUGUGCAGAUGCGCGCACAGAGCUGCCGGAGAUCUGGAUUUCACGCUUACCACCGAUAAACUUCUCAUCUUUCUACACUUUGUUGACAUCGACGUUGAAGCGCCGUAGCCUACACCGAGUCAACAUGUCUGAGCGGGAUGGAUCUGGAGACGGGCUGUGCAGCGAUGGAGCGCCAGACUGCAUCCCUCCCAGAGCGUCCCGCGGGCGCAGGAGCGGGGUGAUCGUGCCCGGAGGUGGCCCGGACACAGACACCAUUCUUCUGGAGUCUGUGAAGGCAGCACCUCGUAGGAGCAGCAUCAUCAAGGUAAAGCUUUAUGUGACAAAAGCAGUGCUCACGUCUCCAUGA
This is a messenger RNA of Knipowitschia caucasica, 501 nucleotides long. Lineage: Eukaryota; Metazoa; Chordata; Actinopteri; Gobiiformes; Gobiidae. The record is from the annotation of a GenBank genome assembly.